Molecule: messenger RNA, 2991 nt
Organism: Acanthopagrus latus (yellowfin seabream)
Lineage: Eukaryota; Metazoa; Chordata; Actinopteri; Spariformes; Sparidae
Gene: ap1m3
Product: adaptor related protein complex 1 subunit mu 3
Exons: 12
Coding region: 185-1456 (423 amino acids)
Biological process (GO): vesicle-mediated transport; intracellular protein transport
Cellular component (GO): clathrin-coated vesicle; clathrin adaptor complex
Molecular function (GO): clathrin-cargo adaptor activity
Source: RefSeq, a predicted model, not a curated record
UUGACGCUCCGCUCCGGAAAAGGAGCGAGCUGCGGCUGAACGCACCAACCGAACAGAGUGGAGGAGAGGAGGAAGGAGGAUGAUGGGAGCGGAUAUCAGUCCCCUCAAGUGACCCAUAUCUUACAGUAGACCCAGAUAUUAACCAGGCUGGUUCUUCUUCUCGAGGAUUCUACUCUCCACCAAGAUGUCGGCGUCGGCGAUAUUUAUCCUGGACCUGAAGGGAAAGGUGCUAAUCUGCCGCAACUACAUGGGUAAUAUGGACAUGAAUGAGAUCGACCACUUCAUGCCCAUCCUGAUGAAGCGAGAGGAGGAGGCGGAGAUGACACCCAUGGUCAGCCACGGCUCCUCGCACUUCCUGUGGAUCAAACACAGCAACCUUUACUUGGUGGCGAUGACUAAGAAGAAUGCCAACGCUGCUCUGGUGUACUCCUUUCUUUACAAAAUUGUGCAGGUGUUUAAGGAAUAUUUUAAGGAGCUCGAGGAGGAGAGCAUCCGUGACAACUUUGUGACAGUCUACGAGCUGAUGGACGAAGUGAUGGACUUCGGUUUCCCUCAGACAACAGACAGCAAGAUCCUACAAGAGUACAUCACCCAGCAGGGUCAUAAGUUAGAGGUUGGGGCUCCCCGGCCUCCUGCCACCGUCACUAAUGCUGUGUCUUGGCGGUCAGAGGGCAUCAAGUACAGGAAGAACGAAGUUUUUAUGGAUGUCAUUGAGUCAGUAAAUCUACUGGUGAAUGCAAAUGGCAGCGUCCUACGGAGUGAAAUAGUGGGCACCAUCAAGCUCAAAGUGGUCCUGUCCGGGAUGCCUGAACUCAGACUGGGCCUCAAUGACAAAGUGCUCUUCGAAAUUACAGGCAGAGAGAAAAGUAAGACGGUGGAGCUGGAGGAUGUGAAGUUUCAUCAGUGUGUCCGUCUGUCACGCUUCGAGAACGACCGCACCAUCUCCUUCAUUCCCCCCGACGGCGAGAGCGAGCUCAUGUCCUACCGCCUCAACACUACAGUGAAGCCUCUCAUAUGGAUCGAGAGCGUGAUUGAGAAGUUUUCUCACAGCCGCGUGGAGAUCAAGGUGAAGGCUCGGAGUCAGUUCAAGAGCCGGUCCACUGCCAACAAUGUGUCCAUUCUGGUGCCAGUGCCUAGUGAUGCUGACUCACCCAAGUUCAAGACCAGCACAGGCAGCACCAAGUGGGUGCCUGAGAAGAACGUGGUGCAGUGGAACAUCAAGUCUUUCCCUGGUGGUAAGGAGUACAUGAUGCGGGCACACUUUGGGCUUCCCAGUGUGGAGAGUGAAGAGAUGGAGGCGAAGCGACCAAUCACAGUUAACUUUGAGAUCCCAUAUUUCACUGUGUCCGGGAUUCAGGUGCGUUACCUUAAGAUCAUAGAGAAGAGCGGCUACCAGGCCUUGCCAUGGGUGCGCUACAUCACACAAAGUGGAGAUUACCAGCUCCGGACAAACUAAAGGGCACAGAUGCUGCUAGACGAAUGGAUAUCUUCUCUCUGUGUCUGUCUUCCUCUCUCUCUGUAUCUCUGGCUCCCUGGUCUGCAUUGGACAGCAGAGGACAAGUGCAGGAGGACACAUGAUAUUUUUCCCGCCCUGAACAGAAACAAGACAUCAUCUCCUCUCAACUCAGACGGGAAAGGCUGUUGCAUCACCUUUGACCUGUGAUUUUUUUUUUUUAAUUUUUUUUUUUUUUUUUAAGGUUCCUCAGGACUGCAGGAAAACAUUUUAAUAUGUGAAUAAUGAACUGAUGACUUUGUGUUGCUGUUUAGUUCUGGUGUCCCUCGCUUUUAACGCAAUAUCCCUCAAGGUUAAUUUGAGCAGAAUUUGGGGAAGAAGACGUUAAUUUUAAUUUCAGAAAAAGAAAACUUUUAAAUAUUACAAAUACAACCUUUUUUUAGGGUGACAGAUUAUGUGAUGCCAUUUUACAGUAACUUUAAUACUCAAAGGGCCGUGACAUUGAGUGUGGGUGAUUUUUCUAAAUCCGAAGUUUGCCAUUGAAACCAUCAGAUUUGUUUCUUUACAUGUCGCUCCAUACAGGAUUGAAACCACUAUACCACAUUUUAGCAUUGUCAGCAUCUUUACCUGUAAGGGGUUUUAUUCCCCCUAUGUUUUGUCCCUAAUAUCCGCUUUAUUAUCCAUAUACAGCCCAUUUUAACUCGGCUGUUAAUCUCCACUCCUCUCGAAGGCAUACAUUUCACUGCCACCUCUAUAUUAUAUGUUGAUUGCCUUAAAAAACUGCCUGUGUAUCCUUACCUUUAGCACUGUGAAGUUAAUCCCCAGUGCAGUGAAACUAACACCAGCGACCAGAUCAAUGAUUAAUAAGGCACAAUAUUGUCAGAGGCGUUGGUAGUGUAACUUAAUACCUUCAACGCACUCCCUUGGGGCCUGUAACCUUGUCCUUGUGCUCGAAAUCGGCUUGCAGCUUUUGAGUCAGAGACUGAGGGAAUGAGCACAGUGCAGAAUUUUUUUUGUCAUAUUUGUAUCUGUUGUUUAUACUGCACUAGUCAGUCCCCUGUGGGACGAGUCUGAAGGACAGAACAGCGGGUCAAGGAGGAGUGUGGGCAGGACAAAGGUGAAAUAACCUGAAGGGAUUUCUUUUCAGAGUCUGAGAAUAUUGACAAUAUGUUGGGGGGGUAAUUGUUUCUCCAUGUCUCUUUUUUACAUGUCAACCUCUGCAGGCCCCUAUAUGUCUUCAAAGCAGUUGGUGGUGUAAUUCACUCCCUCUGAUGUGCAUGCACUGCAGCACAUCAGUUCAGCUGCACUGCCAGCAGCACAGAAGAGAGUCCUGUGUCGAUUUAUUGCAUCUCUGCUGUUAAGUAUAAAACCUUCUGUUACAAUCAUUGCAUCAUCUCUUGUGGGGACAUUUUUCAGACACCAAUGAGGAUUGUUAAUGCGUUUGUGUGUUUCCACGUGUUGUCAUUAAUUUAUCAGUGGUUAUUUGUCAAUAGGAAGCAAAGGGAUAUAUUUGGAAAUAAACAAUUUUUUGUAUCUUG